UGGAAAUUACAAACACCAAGUUUAAUUAUUACAGUUACAGGGGGUGGAAAAAGUUUUAAAUUUCCAAAUCCGAAAACAUAUAAUGAUUUUCAACGUGGAUUUGUUGCUGCUGCUGUAACAACGAGCAGAUUUGGAAGAGAUUGUGUUCUCAGCGAUGGAGCUGCAUCGCAAUUUAAACAACGACAUCUAUUUCAAAAGCUGACAAGAAUGAUGACAGAAUAUGUUUUAAAAUUAUCGUGGAAUUUUUUCGCGACGUCCCACGGAAAAGGUGUCGUGGACGACAUUGGAGGUACCGUGAAGUGA
Molecule: messenger RNA, 303 nt
Organism: Didymodactylos carnosus
Lineage: Eukaryota; Metazoa; Rotifera; Eurotatoria; Philodinida; Philodinidae
Source: the annotation of a GenBank genome assembly